AAUGGGCAGCAGUCGAACCUUGCGGGAAAAAAAGUCAUUGGUACGCAAUGAUUCCCGCGUGUUUACAUACGACACAUUCCUUCACUAUAAGGCCAGGGAAUCAUGUUCAGGUAUGAUCAUAGGCACGUGGCCGCCCAGUACCAUCAAUCUGAAGUUCGAGUAAAUGCCCUCGUUACCCGCCAGAGGAAGGGGAUCUUGCCGAAUUGAGCUCUUUGUGCCUUAUUUAAGCCUCAUUGACCCCGUGGUAUUGAUGUCUAUUGCCAGUACACUAUGGCUGCAUUCAUAAGGACCAGAGGACAAAGGACGUCGCCACCAAGAAAACAAUUCUCACCCAAGCGGGAGCCUGUUGAUAGAAAUGUUCGUCGUUGGGGAAAAAUCGAUAGUCCGCUGGCAAUCCCAAAUAAACGAAGUUGGCUUCCGCUAUACGAAAAGACGAUGUCAUAUCCUUGAGUCUGGCGAUAGCGAGACUAACAAGCUAGAGCCUCAUUAUGUCUCGUUCGCAUUCGAAAACCAGCCACGUUCGCACCGGAAGCAAAUCGGAGGACGAUAUAUCAUCGCGCCAGCUACCGUCCCUCAAACAUGUCUUCGCUUUUACAACACGGCGUCAUUUCGGUCCUCUAGCAGCGGGCCUGGUAGCAGCGCUGUUUUCCGGCGCCCUCAAGACCUCCUUGGCCAUUCUCAUGGGUAGAAUAUUUGCUGUAAUUUCCAACUUUGGAGCAGGGCGUCUGGCUGGGCCAGAAACCGUUGCCCAAGUCUCGUACUGGUGUGUUGUGUUGGUCUCGGUCGGUGGACUAGGAUGGCUUGUCAAUUUUGCCUUCAUGUUCUGCUGGAUUGUCUUCAGCGAAAUCCAGGCAAGAGACAUUCGCAUAAAGCUAUUUAAGGCGCUCCUGGAUAAGGAUAUGGGCUGGUUCGACUGUCAAGUCGAUGGGGUCGCCAGCCUACUAGUAAGGAUGCAGACGCAGACUCGAGAACUUCAGAUGGCGUCUUCCAUAGUGCUCGGCUCGCUUUCUGAAGAGAUUGCUACGUUGAUCGCCAAUCUAGCCGUUGCAUUCUACGGCUCGUGGAAGCUCACGCUCGUGCUCAUGGCUACCGUGCCUCUGGCCACCAUUGUUCUUCGCCUACUGACACGCAAUCUGAAAUCAGCUAUGCAGGCGCAGAAACAGGCGCUCGGCCGAGCGUCGAAGUACGCGAUAUCGGCCAUAACCGCGAUAGAUCUCGUAAAGGUCUUCGAUGGUGUCGACAACGAAACACUGCAAUAUCUUCGAGCAAUUCGACAAUCCAUGCGUAGAUAUCUCAUCCAAGCCAGGGCCAAUGCAUACCAAAUAGGGUUCACCAGGUUCUGGAUCGACAGCAUGUUUGUGAUAGGGUUCUACUACGGUGCCUACCUUGUCGACGACGGACUAAGCCCGGGCAAUAUCAUAACCACCUUUUACGCCACCCUCGCCGCCCUCCAGGCCAUCCAGUCAUCUGUGCCGAUGUAUACGUCGCUGGUUAGGGGCAUGUCCGCGGGGCAGGCACUAUAUUUCAUCGCCCACGAUCUCGAAAACGGGCGCAGAGUUCUGCAAAUGAUGGGAGGUCACCGCCCGCGGGGGCGUCCUGGCGAUAUCGAAAUUAGCGAUGUCAGUUUCGCAUACCCGUCCAACCCAUCCACGAUCGUGCUAAGGAACUCCUCAUUCUUCUUUGGUGCUGGAAAGCUGUAUUUCGUUAUCGGACGAAGCGGAUCUGGAAAGAGCACGCUCGGAAAUCUAUUGGUGAAAUUUUACAAGCCCCUGAGCGGCAGUAUCCUAGUCGGCGGGCACUCACUCGAGACGCUUGACGUUGACUGGGUAAGGAGCAACGUCACGUUGGUCCAACAGACGAGUGUACUCUUCAACGAUACCUUUAUGGAAAACAUAGCGAUGGGUAGGAAGAGUCGCGAUGAUGUUUCCAGGGCUGACAUCAUGGCUGCGUGCGAGACGGCCCUGCUCCAAUCCACGAUAGCUUCACUUCCCAACGGACUUGAUACAUAUGUGGGGGCAGGUGGCCAUAACCUCAGCGGUGGGCAAAAACAGCGACUGGCCCUCGCAAGAGCAAGAUUGCGUGACCCUCCCAUUCUUAUCCUCGACGAAAUCACCAGCGGGUUGGAUCCAGUGAGCCGAAAUCUGAUCAUGGAUGCGAUCAGACAGUGGCGGCAGGGCAAGACAACAAUUAUCAUUACUCACGAAGUAGCGCAGAUCAAGGAUGACGAUUUCGUUUACGUGAUGGACGAUGCUCGGGUUGUGCAGCAAGGCUUCAGAAAAGACCUCCAGCGUCGGAAAGGGGGCAUGUUCUCCUCAUUAGCCUCCCUAGGGAAGGAUGAUCGAAAAGGUGAAUUGCAUGCUGAGAGCAGCGCCCCCAUCAACUUUGCUCAGCCUUGGGACAAUGUCGAUUAUCCUCGACUUGACCGUUUUCAGCGCCUUGACCGACGGCAUGACAGCCGGUAUCUAUUAAGUGCUUCUCUAACUAGGGUUUCGAAUAUGAUGACCCUGCAGUUUCUCGGCAGGCAGUAUUGGGACCAUGAAGAUAAGUCAGAUGGGGCUCCUCAGAAUGGCCCCUUGCUAGCCAUCUCAUCCGCCAGAAGCCGGGUCUCGACGUCGGAGGUCGGUCAUCAACUAUUUCACGGUAACUCUACUUGGAAGCUUCUUCGAGACCGAGGAAAUAUGGUGCAGGAUAGCCGGACUGGCUCCUCCCAAAAAGAGAGGCAAUUACAGAUGAACACUGUGCCUGCGGGAGACCACCAGCCACAUGAGAAGAUGGAGCCUGGGUCUAAAACGGAAAAGACACCACUGUGGAUGAUAUACAAGACUGUCUGGCCAGUGCUCACUUGGAGAGAGAAGUUAUACGUCGCAAUAGGGCUUCUCAUGUGCAUCGUCGCUGCGGGGACCGUUCCGGCCUUCUCUGUCGUCUUUGCAAACCUUCUUUCAGUGUUGUAUGAGGAUGGCGAUCGGAAGGCUGCCGGUCUGAAGUGGGCGCUGUACCUACUAGUAAUUGCUUCGAUGGGAGCAGUGUCGAAUUUUUUCAGCCUCUAUUUGAUGCAAUUGGUGGGACAAUCUUGGAUCAACGCUCUACGGAUGCAAGCACUCGACAGAGUCCUACGGCAGCCGAAGGUAUGGUUUGAUAAUCCGACGCACUCUGCUAACCGUAUCAACGAGUGUCUCGAUCGAAAUGCCGAGGAGAUGCGGAAUAUAAUUGGACGAUUCGCGCCUCUGCUGUUGGUUAUCGUUGUCAUGAUCGUUGGCUCCAUCACAUGGGCAUUGGCCAUCUCAUGGCGGCUCACGGUCGUGACCCUCAGCAGCUCCCCACUACUUAUACUGGCGACAAAAGCGUAUAGCUAUGUGUCUCACAUGUGGGAGCUUCGGUACAACAACGCUUCCGAGGAUACGAACGCUCAUGUUACUGAGACUUUCGUCAACAUACGUGUUGUCCGCGCCUUGGCACUAGAACGCUUCUUCUCUGAAAGGCAUGGGGGAUUCGCCCGUAGGACCUUCGGAAUUGGUGUCAGAAAGGCCUUUUGGACGGCUACCCUAUUCGCUUGCUGGCAGUCUAUGCUCUGGUUUAUGAUGGCUCUCACUUUCUGGUAUGCGACUAAACUCGCUACGCAAGGGGGGAUAACGGUGCAGGCUAUCCUACAAGUUGUGAAUCUACUUGUCAUCGGUCUGACAACAGCAUCAAAUACGCUGAACUCCAUACCCAGCCUCACUGCCGCCCAGGCUGCCGCCACACAGCUACUAUACUAUACGACUUUGGCACCGUGUAUCUCCUUAGAAUCAAAGGGGAAAAUCAAGCCCCCGACGCCUUUUCCGAUCAGAAUGCAAGGCCUAUCAUUUACCUAUCCGUCGAAACACCAACCUACACUUCGAAAUCUCACCCUACGCUUCGAUGCUGGCACAUCUACCGCCAUCGUCGGCCCCUCUGGAUGCGGUAAAAGUACUAUCGCAUCUAUUAUCCUAGGUCUGUACGAGCCAGACUCUUCCGACAGUACUUCAAUGGAUAGAAACAACCGUCGACAGCUUACUUUUGCUUCCACUCCCACCGAAGCGGUAGAUAUCAGGAGCCUUCGAACCCACUUUGGUUACGUCCCCCAAGCAGCUUUCCUCUUCCCCGCCUCUCUCGCGGCAAAUAUUUUCUACGGCCUGGGAAAGGAUUCGCCACUUCGGACUCUAGAUAACCUUGAGAGAGCAGCUAGAGAGGCGGGGAUCCAUGAAUUCAUUCACGGUUUAGCGGCUGGCUACGACACAGUCGUGGGUGACGGUGGACAGGCGCUCAGCGGCGGACAGGCGCAGAGAGUCUGUAUUGCCAGAGCUUUAGCCAGACGCCCGAGUGCUCUAAUUCUUGACGAGCCUACCAGUGCGCUAGAUACAGAGAGCGCCGAGGCCGUCAGGCACACGAUAGAAACCUUGAUGCGGCCUGCCGAGGCUAGUGUCUACCCCAGCAUGGCACGAGAGGGGAUGUCUGUUAUCGUGGUCACUCACAGCGAGGAUAUGAUGCAUAUGAUGGACCGUAUUGCUGUAGUUGACGAAGGGCGAGUGGUCGAAGUUGGGUCAUAUGAUGAAUUGCUUGCUAGGAAAGGCAAGUUUACGGCGCUCGUGAACGGCGGCGUGUGGAUGGAUGGAGAUUGAGUGAAGACGCAGCGACAGGGGAAGUUGUGAAGAUAGGUAGAGCGGCCCAGAGCGGCCCAGAGAAUACCGUCUAAUAUUCCUCACACCAAAUACGCCUGCUUGGCAC
This is a messenger RNA of Durotheca rogersii, 4743 nucleotides long. Its product is annotated as P-loop containing nucleoside triphosphate hydrolase protein. Bases 489 to 4637 code for a protein of 1382 amino acids. NCBI's taxonomy places the organism in Eukaryota, Fungi, Ascomycota, Sordariomycetes, Xylariales, Xylariaceae. Gene Ontology annotation, molecular function: ATP binding; ATP hydrolysis activity; ABC-type transporter activity. Gene Ontology annotation, biological process: transmembrane transport. The transcript is spliced from 3 exons. Gene Ontology annotation, cellular component: membrane. The record is from RefSeq and is a predicted model, not a curated record.